Schistocerca serialis cubense is the source of this 2884-nucleotide messenger RNA. RefSeq names its product synaptotagmin-14 (gene Syt14). The record is from RefSeq and is a predicted model, not a curated record. Lineage: Eukaryota; Metazoa; Arthropoda; Insecta; Orthoptera; Acrididae. Bases 143 to 1681 code for a protein of 512 amino acids. The transcript has 11 exons.
CAUGUGCGACCGCGAGUCGGAACCGGCGAUACGAACAGCAGCAGCAGCAGCAGCAAGAGAAGCAGCAGCGCAAGGCAGUCGCUACCGCGGCGGACGCUCGCUCAUGCUCAUGGGAUAGGCGCACGCACCUGCACCAGCCGCGAUGAUCGCCGGGUCGGACAGCCUCAUGAACGUUCCGGUGGAGGCGACGGCGUUCCUGGGCGCUGUGGCAGCCUUCGUCGUGCUGCUGCUGGUGUUCUUCCUGUACCUCAACAAGAAGUGGUGCUUCUAUGGCGUGGGCGGCUUUCCUUGCUGUGACGAGCCGCUUGGCACCCGUACAGGACGUGCCAGCCACCACCUCGGGAAGGCGUACUCGUACGAGGAGCCGGAGUCGAGCUCGGACAGCGAGGAGGACGUGCUGCGGCGGCUGCAGCGCUCCGCCAGCCUCCACUCCGUCGUGCACGGCGCCUCCUCACCGGGUUGCUCGAGCGUCGGCGUUGGCGGCAGCGGUGGAGGCGGCGGAGGCGGCGCGAUGGUGGCAUGUGCGGGGCCUUCCGGAGACCCCGCGUCGCUGGCGGAGAAGGGCGCGGCGGCGGCCGCGGCGGAGCUGCGCCACAGAGACCCGCGCCACGGCGGCUACCGGCGCCUGCCGCAGCCGCAGCCGGACCCCGCCGCCAACCAAGACUGUAUCGUGGUGCUGCCACAGGAGAACGAGCACGACCACGACCAGGUGUUCGACGUGUCGGAGCUGACGCUGGCCGAGCAGCAGAGCCAGCUGGUGUCCAAGUGCGGACACCUCGAGGUGGCGUUCGCGUACGACGCGCCGAUGCGCAAGAUGACGGUGCGCGUGCUGCAGGCGCGCGACAUCCCCGCCAGGGACCGCGGCGGCCCCACGCACUCGCAGGUUCGCCUAGUCAUGCUGCCGAGCAAGAAGCAAAAACACAAGACCAAGAUUCGCCAGGGUGAAAACCCACAAUUUCUGGAGAGUUUCUUGUUGCACAGAGUCAACCCGGAGGAUGUGAACAGCAUGGGCGUCCGCUUCCGGCUGUACGGCUGCGAACGCAUGCGGCGCGAGCGCAUGAUCGGCGAGUGCGUCGUCAGCUUCGCGUCCGUCAACCUGGAACUGGAAACCGUUCUCUGGCUGGCGCUGGAGCCUCGUGCCAACCUCACGCUAAACUCAUCAGCCUCAGACCUCCUGAGCCUGGCUAGAAGUGACAGCACAGGAUCAACACAUUCGAUGCAGCAUGGAGGAGUCCCAGAGCUCCUCCUUGGUCUAGCAUACAAUGGGACUACUGGACGGCUGUCUGUUGAAGUUGUCAAAGGAAGUCAUUUCAGUUUGUUAAAUUAUCCACGUCACUGUCGAAAUAUGGCCAUGACACGCGCACCUGAUACCUUUGUGAAGCUUUGUCUGGUCAGCAGCACUGGUCAGGAGAUGGCAAGGAGCAAGACAUCUAUUCGGCGAGGCCAGCCUAAUCCAUUGUUUAAAGAGACAUUCAUGUUCCAGGUAGCACUGUUCCAGUUGCCAGAUGUAACACUCAUGGUAUCAGUAUACAGCAAGCGCAGCAUGAAGCGGAAGGAGAUGAUCGGAUGGUUUUCUUUGGGUUUAAAUAGCUCUGGAGAGGAGGAAUUAGCUCACUGGAAUGACAUGCGUGGUGUACAUGGAGAGCAGAUUUGUCGUUGGCAUGUACUUGUUGAAUCUUAAUCAUCGUAUGACUGACUGAAAUUUGAUGAAUGCAUUAAAAUUUUCACUUGGGCUCAGCCCCAAGCAGUCAGGUUUCCAAGCAAAUGAAAAAAAAAAAAUUUUGAACAUUUGUAAACUUUGUUUAAUGAUAAAAUUAAUGUUCUUGGGCAGGAGUAAUGCUGGUAGCACAUUGGUAAUGCGCUUAUCCUGUCAUUGAUUCAGGCAGCAGGAUGGAUGAAUUUUUCAUGCCUACAUAUGGCUGUUUAACUGGAUAUGGCAUUUAACCCAGGUGCAAGAUUUCUGAUUUUUUGUCUUGCCUUUUGUACAAUUAUCUUUUUUCUUGGCCAGUCACCUGGGAACUUGUCCUCCAUACCAGUUUAUGUAAGACUGCUCUUUCAAUAAUAGCAUUUGUUUUCAUAAUUUAUGUAUUCCCAUUAUAACUCGUAAUUUGUUAACUUUUUACUUCUUGCUGCAGUUUUAUAUUAGUCAGUCUAACCACUGUUUGUCUCCUUGAUUAUUCUAUAUUUCAAAUGACAUUACAUCUGUGGUUGUUCCCCAUUUCUGAGGCUGACAGCGUCUCCACACAUUUUCUUGUUCCUUUUGCCUGGCCUGUUUGUUGAUAGGAAGGUAUCUGACUAGAUCAGAAACUUUAAGCAUUGUUGCUAUUGACAUUCCCUAUAUUUGGAAAUGUAAUAUUUGUAAUUGUGGUGAAGAAUUUCCCAAAAAUUGUAUCUAAGUGUUUUGUACUGUAUGGAAUUACAUUAGCAUGCUAAUAUAACACAUAAUUUAGUAUCUAAACCCCAUGUUAACCACAGUGUAAGUAAUAUUUUACACAAUGUGACAUUUGACUCAAUGUACCAGAUUUGUAUUGGUUAAAAGAAACUAUGUAUUUUUUAUACUAGAAAUUCUGGUCAUAUGACCAAAAUUAUGCACAAAAUAUUGUCAAUUUUUGAGGAUUAGACAGGUGAAGCAGUAUUUUCAGGUCCUGAUAUGGUGUUGUAUAUUCAGCAAAAUUUGUACGUAUUUUGCUUGUGCAUUUCUUUGUUUUGCAGCACAUAGUCGUUAAAAUAUUUUUUUUCUUUACUGGCAGACAUUAUUUCUCUGUGUCUGUGCACCCUGUUUGUCUUUGGUACAUUUUGCACUUUACUACGUUUUACAUGAAAAAUGUAUGACUUACCAGAUUUCUUUGGACAAAUUUGUAAAGAAGAGAGUAAUUUUAUUUCA